UUUAGCGUUCGUUUCCAUUCGUUGCUCGAUUCGCACUUAACUCUGCGUUCUACAAGCUCGCUGUCUCGCUCCGAGGCUCAUCUCUUAUUUGAUUCCUCUUCAUCUUGGUUUAUGAGCUCGAAGGAGAAACCCACUCUCGGAGGUACGCGGAUUAAGACCCGCAAAAGGAAUAUUGCGGCUCCACUAGACCCUGCAGCGUUUUCGGAUGCAGUGGUCCAGAUCUAUCUCGAUAAUGCUGGUGAUUUGGAACUUGUUGCCAAGAGUAUUGAAUCGUCUGACCUGAAUUUCUCAAGAUACGGUGACAUAUUCUUUGAGGUCGUUUUCACUGGAGGACGUACACAACCUGGUACAAUAAAACCUGAAGAAGGGGAGCGCCAUCCUCACUCUGUAUUUGACUGUGAACCCAAGCGCGAAGACAUUUUACCAUCUGUUGUCUAUAUACAGAAAAUUUUGCGCCGCAAACCUUUUCUCAUAAAGAAUCUCGAAAAUGUUAUGGGAAGAUUCUUGCAAUCACUGGAGCUUUUUGAGGAAGAUGAAAGGAAGAAGCUGGCAAUUUUCACCGCACUUGCAUUUUCCCAAAGACUCUCUGGGCUACCUCCAGAGACCGUCUUCGAGCCGUUGCUCAAAGAUAAUCUUGUUGCCAAAGGGCUAGUGCUUUCGUUCAUAACAGACUUCUUCAAGGAGUAUUUGGUUGAGAAUAGUCUUGAUAACUUGAUUUCAAUUCUAAAACGAGGAAAAAUGGAAGAUAACCUUAUGGAUUUCUUUCCACCUACAAAGCGGUCUGCUGAAAGUUUCGCUGAGCAUUUCACUAAGGCAGGAUUGACAGCUUUGGUGGAGUACAAUGGGAAGAAUAUAUUCGAGGUGAAACUGAAGGAGAUUAAAACUGUACUCACAAGCCAGAUCUCGGAGGGAACUGAUGUUGAUGAAGUCAUUGAAAUGGUGAAGCAGCAGAUCAAAGAUGCUAAACUACCAGAUAUUGAGAUUGUCCGUGUACUUUGGGAUGUUUUAAUGGAUGCUGUUCAAUGGUCUGGAAAAAACCAGCAGCAAAAUGCUAAUUCUGUUCUGCGCCAGGUGAAAACAUGGGCGCCCCUGCUGAACACGUUUUGCACCAGCGGGAAACUACAGCUGGAGCUCAUAUACAAAGUCCAAAUGCAAUGCUAUGAGGACGCCAAGCUCAUGAAACUUUUUCCAGAGGUGGUGAGAUCUCUCUAUGAACAUGAUGUCCUUGCCGAGGACACCAUCCUCCACUGGUUCCGUAAAGGAACAAACCCUAAGGGCAGGCAAGCGUUUGUGAAAGGUUUGGAGCCGUUUGUGAAUUGGCUGGAGGAAGCGGAAGAGGAAGAGGAGUGAAUGAGACAGGCACAAUGUACUGUGUUCCUGUUACUAAUAAUAAUAAUAAUAAUAAUAAUAAAAACUCCUGAUGGAAGAGAGAGCUGUUAUGUUUGAAUUGAGGCCAUCUGUAUUUCCAUGAUGAUGAUGAUGAUGACAAUGAUGGUGAUGCGGGUUUGUAGGUUUCUGUCUGGAAUAAGUUCCCAAGAUUUGUCCCUUUUUUGGUGUUUUUGCUUGUGCUGUU
This is a messenger RNA of Tarenaya hassleriana, 1573 nucleotides long. Its product is annotated as basic leucine zipper and W2 domain-containing protein 2-like. Bases 112 to 1350 code for a protein of 412 amino acids. The transcript has 8 exons. The record is from RefSeq and is a predicted model, not a curated record. Gene Ontology annotation, molecular function: protein binding. Lineage: Eukaryota; Viridiplantae; Streptophyta; Magnoliopsida; Brassicales; Cleomaceae. Gene Ontology annotation, cellular component: membrane; cytoplasm.